AUGUGUCAAGUUUCUUUUAUUUGCAUUCAUUUAAGGCAUAGUUGUGUAGUUGCACUUGUGUUGAUUUUCUUUUGUCUUAUUUUUAUUCUCUUUUUUUUGCUGUGGAGUUUUCCAGUCUUCCCACGCCACGAAAGGAAAACAUGCACCCCCACGACUUUAUAUAAUCAACGCCAAUUAUGCAGAGCGUCCAGGUUCAUGAGAGCGUCUUUUGGAAUUCUAUACUCCUGCAGAUACAGCUGGCAUUUGGUGGCUUCGAAUCUUUGCCUUUCUCACCCACCGAUGCCCAUCCACUUCGCACGAGAGUUGCAGUCGAAAUGCACCUCUUAUAUGCUCACUCAAUUAUGA
This is a messenger RNA of Colletotrichum truncatum, 345 nucleotides long. NCBI's taxonomy places the organism in Eukaryota, Fungi, Ascomycota, Sordariomycetes, Glomerellales, Glomerellaceae. The record is from RefSeq and is a predicted model, not a curated record.